GAUCAUCUUUCUUGCUGUCAGUGCUGGAUGUGAUGGAUGGUUUCUAAACUAUGAUUCACCUUGUCUGACAGUAUUAUCGCAGCCAUUUAAAACACUAAUGUGCACUCAAAGUGCUGCCAGAUGAAGCCUUAUUAUUAUUAUUAUUACUACAUACUGUCACUUUAAGAAGCACCGAUGCAGCAGACGCAGUUGCUUCAUUUCAUCUCCGGGCUCCAUGGCUGCAGGAUGGACUCUCAUCAGCAUCAGCAGCAGCAGCAUCUUUUCUUCCCGUUGCCACCAGGGACUGUUCAGCGACCAUCCAGUGUGGGGGGAACCGGGAUGCACAACUUCUACCUGCAGAGAUGUCCAGCUGUGAGGGCUCCUAGCGUCCCUCUCUAGAGACCGCAGUGGAGAGGUUGGAGGUCCCUUGCACAUCAAUGUCUCUCACUCCGAGUCGAAAACCCUCCUCAGGUCAGCGCAGGCGCUCAGUGGGCACCGGUGGACGAUAUCCCCACAGCGAUGCAUCCAGUACCCACACCUACCCGGGUCGGGUUAGGACAGUAGAGAGCAGCCCCACAGCCCGGACUUAUCCCAGUACACCCAGGCGUCAGGCAAAGCACACAGCCUGCAGCGACAACCAUGGGAUCAGACCUCCAACCCCGGAGCAGUACCUUACACCUCUGCAACAGAAGGAGGUGUGUAUACGACAUCUGCGAGCCAGGCUGAGGGACAAUGUGGAAAGACUGCAACACAGAGACUGUGAAAUAGAUGAGUUGAGGAGCCAGCUGUACAGGAUGCAGGAAGACUGGAUAGAGGAGGAAUGUCACCGCGUGGAGGCCCAGUUAGCCCUGAAGGAGGCCCGCAAGGAGAUCCAGCACCUUCAGGAGGUGGUUGAGUCAGUAAGGACCAACCUGAGCGUCCGUGAACAAGACCCCCAUGACCAAAAGCCAUAUUCAGGGUUGCAGGGAGCUCGGUCCAGGGGGAAGUCUCGCUCCUGUGGCUGUUCCCCAGCCAACACUUUGAGCCGUAGCACCACCUACACCCGUCUGAGCAGCGAGGCUCUGCAGCUGGAGCGCAGCUCGAACGCUCCUGAGUCAAGCAGAGCGUCUCGCCCAGUAGGACAAACCCACCUGCUCCUGGAGGCGGCCCUCCUGUCAGAGCAGAUGCCACCACCGCAGGGCCACAUCCGAGGAUCCCCGACCACGCCGCGCUCUUCAACCUAUGAAAGGCUGUGCACUGGGGGGGCGGUGUUACCGAUCUCACACUCCUGCCACACUCUCAGUAGCACCUGCAAGUGCACUGCCCACACCUACCUCCCCCAUCAUCACUUGUUCCUCCACUUACCUCAGGAGGAGGUCCCGGUAACAACCGCCCCUGCUGGACCUGCUUCUGAUCCGAUCCCGAUUCCAACUCCUGCAGUGGAGAAGAAACCAGAGGUGCGCUCCCAGGCCUGCAGCCCAACCAUGACCUGGCUGUGCGAGGAAACCUGUGCCGAAGAGCUGAGUGUCAUUUCUUUACCCACAGCAGACACCGACCCCUCAGAACCACAUCCGAUUCCAUCGUCCUUACCUCCUCUGUCCCCUCCUGAGCAUUCAUACAGAUUAGACGCGCUACCGCCCGACAAACCAGAGGCGGCAACAAAGACCCCAGCAGAGCCCCACACCUGCCAGCCCCACCCUACAGCCCCGCUUCCAGUGAGGCAGGAAGCUACGAUGCUGGAGAUAGACGAGGACAAUAUGGAUGAAACUGAAGGCACAAACGAAGACGUGUAUCCGCCUCAGCCCUGCCACUGGAGUCGCUAUUUCCUCAUAGAUCUGUUGGCUUUGGCGAUGCCAGUGGUGCCGACCAUGGCGUGGCUGUGUCGAGGGGCGCAGCGGGAAGUCAUGCCGGUGUAUCACAUCGGGUCCCUGCUGAGAGGCUGCUGCGCUGUGGCCCUUCACUCGCUUCGACGCCGAGGUGCAGGAAGAGGACGCAGACCUGCCAGCAUGAACGGAACAACACCAAUCUGAGACUUUCUAAACCCCUUUGACAUCAAAAAUACAACUCCCAACCUCUGCAGGCACAGCCACAGCAAUGCUAAACCACAUUAGCCACGUGUUGGCUCUCUCCCUCUUAUAAGAUUUUUAGAUUUUACAUAAUGCCCUUGUGUUUUUGUGGUCAUGCCUUGCCUUAGAGAACAAAGGAUUAGUUGUGCAUCAUUAAAUCUGUUCAUUACUCACAUAUACUUACUGCUUCUGCCUGCAGUUUAAAUUGUUUUCUUUUUAUUGGAAUUUGCAUGUGUCCCACAUUUUGGAUGAGCUUCCUUUUGCUUGAAUUAAACUGGAUUUAGACGAGACAUGUAGAAGAAAAAAAUCUGAGGUUGAAUGCUCCUCUGUCAUCACAUUUUUGCAGUCGGCGUUUAUCUGACUCGUUCGGAGUUUACAGAUUUAAAGAGCACAGUGAGUCGAAGGCAUUCAUUUUUGUACUUCAGUUAUUUCCACCCAAAAUACUGAACAUGGUUUAAAUAAAGUUCAGGAACAAGGACCACGCCUUGAACUCAUCCCAUUUCCGCUUUUCAAGUACUUGAUUCCCUUCUCUCUCCCUGCCACCAGCCGACACCGGUCAAUCUCCAAUCUCCUCCAUCCAUCAACGACCCUGAUUUCUCCUCUCAUCCAUCACCCCUCCAUCCCUUCAUCCUUCUACCAUCAUCCCUUUAUCCCUCAUUCCUCCUACAGCGCAUCAUCUCGGUUCACUCUUAUCCAUAACAUGCAGUAAACAUGUCUAAACUUAAGCUCCACAGUGGCGUGAUCUUUGUUAGUGAAUACUGAACAAAGACCACGCCUUGAACUCAAUCUCCAAACUCCUCCAUCCAUCAACGACCCCAAUUUGUCCUCUCAUCCAUCACCCCUCCAUCCCUUCAUCCUUCAUCCGUACUAGAGUGCAUCAUCUUGGUUCACCUUAACAUGCAAUAAAGUCUAAACUUAAAUCCAUACAGGCGUGGUCUUUGUUAGUGAAAGCUGUUUCUAUAAAGUGGAGCAUGUGCAUCGAAACUAGUACUCAGGUGCAGAACAGACAGAUCAUUGAUCUUCAGAGUUUAAAGCUGCACGGACUCUAUUUCUUUGACAUUUAUCCAACACUAUUUUCUUGCUAAAAUCUCUAAAAAAUAAAAGAAUCUGCAGUUUAUAUCCUAAAUUUGAAUUUUUACAAUGGGCUAAUGCCAAACUCUUGCUGUUGAAAGACAAACAAAGACACUGAGCUCAUAGCUGUUUAGUGGGACAGCCUUCACAGGAGUUUGGGUCUAAAAAUAAAGCCUCGAGGUGGGUGUUUGAGCAUUAAUAUGCAUCUGACUUCCACUGCUCCGGUCCUGAAAUGUGCACCAUCUGCUCGUGUAUCUACAUUUUUCCAUAUAGGAGUUAAAGAAGAUAAAGAGAACAUAUAAUGGUCUGUGACUCGGAUGAGCAGUUUUGUUUACUGAAUUUGUGAAGAGAUUUUGAUACAGUGAUAUAUUUUCUAAUUUUACAUGGAACAAAAAGAUCUUUGCACAGCCGCGAGGACAGUUAUUCUUUGCGUAGGUCGCUUUCACGGCAAUGUAUAAGGAUGUACAGUACGUGUCAUGGUUGUGAACACUCAUCUUACAAGUGGCCCUUUUGUGUGUGUCGACUGAAAAGGCUCAAUUGUAACUACAAACUAUGAUGUUCAGUGUGUAUGGUGACUGAUUUCAGCCUUAUGCAAAAAACAAACAAAAAAAAAAGAGCAAUGUUUUAGCUUUCAGGGAUCUUUUUUCCAGUAAGGUUGUUUAAUCAGAUGAAUAGGCUGCAAAUGUUGUAAUUUAUUUGUGGUUGCAGCAGCAGAUAUUGUAGAGUUAUUAUUGAUUUGUUACACUACAUUCCCUUCAUGUUUAGUUGCUCACUUGUUCUUCUCAUCGCACAGCCUGGACUCAUGCAAGUAGGACCUUCAUCAGCCUGUACUGUACAUGCAAAAGCAAUGAAAUAGUGAUUAAGUGUACUGCAAAUCGCACAAGAAAUUACAGCAUAUUGCAAAAAAAAAAAAAAAAAAUACCCUGGAUGUUUCCUCUUCUAGGAAAAUAAAAGAUGCUUCUCUCUG
This is a messenger RNA of Larimichthys crocea (large yellow croaker), 4062 nucleotides long. RefSeq names its product syntaphilin a (gene snpha). The record is from RefSeq and is a predicted model, not a curated record. Gene Ontology annotation, cellular component: mitochondrion; cytoplasmic microtubule. The transcript is spliced from 5 exons. Gene Ontology annotation, biological process: neuron differentiation. NCBI's taxonomy places the organism in Eukaryota, Metazoa, Chordata, Actinopteri, Sciaenidae. The coding region runs from base 417 to 1988 and encodes 523 amino acids.